This is a messenger RNA of Rotaria sordida, 1791 nucleotides long. The record is from the annotation of a GenBank genome assembly. Lineage: Eukaryota; Metazoa; Rotifera; Eurotatoria; Philodinida; Philodinidae.
AUGUCUUCACUAUUAUCAAAUCUAUCACAAAAAUUACAUUUUCAUAAUGAUCAAGAAGCUCUUGAUAUAGCUUUGGAUCAUUUUAAUCAUUCCGAUCAACCAUAUAAUGAUUUAUUUGAAUAUCUUUUAAUAUUAUCUGAAUCAAGUCAUAACAAUAUAAAUGUAAUAAAUUGUCUUAUUGAAUCAUUUCUUCAAUGGAAAAAUCAAUUGGAUAAAAAUGCUAAAAUUCCUUACAUUGAUGAAAAUUUAAUGAAUGAUUUAAUUUUAAAAAAAUUACCAAUAAAAUUUUUAAAAAAUUUUUGUGAAAUAUUUCAAAUUUCAAAAGAAUAUUUAAUAUUUUUGUUAAGAACUUUAUUACAUAAUCCAAUAAAUUCAGCUUCAUAUAAACAUGCAUUAAAUAUUAUUGUCAAAUUCCAUUAUCAAUUAGAAUUUUCUCCGAAUGAAAUUUUAUUACCAUUAAUACUUGAUACAAAAGAUCAUCUUAUUCAUGUUUAUAUGGAUAAAAAUCAUCAAUUAGAAGAAUAUGUAUUAGAUUUAUUAAAUCAUUUAUAUGAAAAUGGUGGAAAAAAACUUCGAGAAAUUUUAUCAACUGAAUUCAAUAUAAUAAAUUUUAAUUUUAAUAAAAAAACUCUAGGUAAAUUAGCUGUUCGCUAUUGGAAUGCAUUUGGAAAUGAACAAAUAGAAAAAUAUCCAAAUUUAGCGACAUUACAACAUAGAAGAACAUUAAGUUAUUUAAUUAAUGUUAAAUAUUGUGAAAAUAAUGAUGAAAAAACAAUGAGUGAUGAAGCAUGGAAUGAAUUAGUUGAAGAAAUUAUACAAGGGAAUGCAAGUUUAUCGGAAUAUUUCAUUGAAUUACUUGUUGAUAAAGAUGAUAUUGUUGCUGUUAGACAUUGGAUGACUCAAUUAAAUCGACCUGAACAUACAUUACCUUAUUGGGUACAAAGAUAUAUUCGUACUAAACAAAAUAAUCGUUCUUCAACAGUAACACGUAAUCAAAAUCUUACGCAAAAUACAUCCAUUGAAUAUUACAAAAUACCAUUAGAACAUGUACAAAUAAUUUUUAUUGAUUCAAUGUCUGGAUAUAAACGUUUACUUGAUCGUUUAUUUAAUGUUAAUAAAACAGAAGAAGAAUUAUUACUUGGAUUUGAUUGUGAAUGGAAACCAAUAUUUAAUAAUACAUCAACAUCAAAACAACGUCUUAGUAUAAUACAAAUAGCAUUUUCAAAUGAAAUAUUUUUACUUGAUGUACUUCAUUUUUUUCAUACAUGUGAUUCUCAAACAAUUCAACAACGUUUAGCUAAUCGAUUGUUUAAUGAUGAUCAUGUUACAAUACUUUGUUAUGGUUUUCAAGCUGAUGCUUCUAUGCUUAGUGCUUCUUAUCCAAUUUUUGAUGAAGUACUUCUUUCUGGAAAAACUUUAUUAGAUUUAUCUCUUAUACAAAUAGAUUUGAUGAAUAGUCGACGAAAUAUAUUUCCGUAUUCUAUAAUGCAAAAUAAUACAACAUCAAAAGAUAAAGGUCUUAGUGAAUUAGUUCGUUUAUGUUUUGGUAAAACAUUAAAUAAAUCUGAACGAUGUUCUAAUUGGGAUCGACGACCAUUGAGACAUCCUCAAACACUUUACGCAGCAACUGAUGCGUAUUGUUUACUUGAUAUUUAUGAUCUUCUUCAUAAUCGUCUUCAAUCACUUGAAUAUCUUCAAUCAUUCCGUGGAAAAAAACCAAAUAAAAUUGAACAAGUCAUCGAUAAAAAUGAUGAAUUUCAAACAUUAAAUGAUGUUACGUCAGUACUUUGA